Messenger RNA from Populus trichocarpa (black cottonwood), 1700 nucleotides. RefSeq lists its product as uncharacterized. NCBI's taxonomy places the organism in Eukaryota, Viridiplantae, Streptophyta, Magnoliopsida, Malpighiales, Salicaceae. The coding region runs from base 200 to 1348 and encodes 382 amino acids. The record is from RefSeq and is a predicted model, not a curated record. The transcript has a single exon.
ACUCUUAACUUUAUUCUUCCAUGCCCCCACCAUUAAUGUCAGCUUCCUUUACAUUCAUUCUUUCUUUCCUUUGCUAUUCUUUUUCCUAGCUUCUUCCAUCAUUCCUUCUCACAUGAUCCCCCCCCUUUCUCUUGGAGAGCAAUGCCUCAUUGAUGUCCUGAAGAGUUAAUUGCCAAAGCUCAAGCUGAUCCCAAAAACAAUGGCACCCGAUAUAGGAUCAGUCUUUAACAAAUUCCUAUCUCUCUUUGUCCUUCUUCUCCAUCUUGGUUGCUUUAUUUUCACAACCAAAUUAGAUGAUCACCACCCUAAUAGCCCUCCGCCAACCAAGAAACGCAAAAAAGUCUCUCCUCUUGCUCCCAUCUCUUCUUCUCCUUCUCGCCUAAAAUCCCACAAAGCUCUAUCUUCCUCUUGGUCCUAUCUCAAAAGCAUUUUCUCUUCUAAAUCGUCCAAAACUCAAACUCAAUCUGGAACUCCGACUCUAACCUCAGCAAGAUCAUCACAGCAAUCCAUAGUCCCCACGAUUCCGCCUGAAACUCACCUGCCCGAGCUUCCACCUCGGAAAAAGUCAAGUGGGUCUUGCGAGGAAUCCGAUAUCUCAACAGAUCACCAUUUCUUUCCUUUAAGAAAUGAUAUCUUUCCAUGCACUGCUUGUGGUGAGAUUUUCCAAAAACCUCAGCUUCUUGAACAACAUCAAGCUACCAAGCAUGCUGUCACACAGCUUCUAGAUGGCGAUUCAGGCAAGAAUAUAGUCCAUAUCAUAUUUAAAACCGGGUGGUCAUGUAAAGAGAAGAGCCCAGAAAUCCAUAGAAUUUUGAAGAUCCAUAAUAGUCCAAAGAUACUGUCAAGAUUUGAAGAGUACAGGGAGUUUGUCAGAGCCAAAGCUGCAAGAAACAGUAAGAGAGGAGACGAGAGGUGCAUUGCUGAUGGUAACGAGCUCUUGAGGUUUUACUGUUCAACCUUUAUGUGUGAUUUAGGACUGAAUGAGGAUUCUAGCAUUUGUAACCAGCAAUAUUGCAGUGUCUGUGGGAUAAUCAAGUCUGGUUUCUCACCCAAGAUGGACGGAAUUUCUACACUAUCUACUAGUUGGAGAGCACACAUGGCGAUACCUGAGGAGAUUGAAGAGGAGUUCAAGUUCAUGAAUGUGAAACGCGCUAUGCUAGUUUGCCGGGUCGUCGCGGGUCGGGUCGGGUGCGACCUGGAAGAGGAUGUAGACAAGCAGGAUGGCGGGUCUGAUUCUGUCCUGGGAAGAGGUGGCAGUGGGGUCCACACCAGGUUGGAUGAGGAGGAGCUGUUGGUGUUUAAUCCAAGGGCUGUGCUUCCUUGCUUUGUGAUUGUAUAUACUGUGUGAGUGUGACCAUGAUAAUAGCGUAUGAUCCCUUCCUUCUGCUUUGUAGUUUUUAUAAUUUUGAUGGAUUGUCUAAGUGGUGAUGGUGAUGGUGAUGGUGUCAUGCGAGCGUUUGACUUUUCUUGAUCUGCGACCGUGACCAAAAUAUGGUCACCGCCCCAUACCAUUGCCCCAAGGAGGAGACUACAGAGUCUUAACUAGUAGAUAAUUAAUGCCACCUGGCUUGCUCUGCUUGUGAUUUUUUUUUCUUUUUUAUUUAUUGAUUAUUUAUUAUUAACCAUUAUCAAGGGCUAUGUUCACCAUACCUGUCAUGUAAUAGAUAACUCGCCUUCCAUUUGGAUUUUGGGAGCACUAA